Molecule: messenger RNA, 853 nt
Organism: Heteronotia binoei (common prickly gecko)
Lineage: Eukaryota; Metazoa; Chordata; Lepidosauria; Squamata; Gekkonidae
Gene: POLR2F
Product: RNA polymerase II, I and III subunit F
Exons: 5
Coding region: 206-772 (188 amino acids)
Biological process (GO): DNA-templated transcription
Cellular component (GO): RNA polymerase II, core complex; nucleus; RNA polymerase III complex
Molecular function (GO): DNA binding; DNA-directed RNA polymerase activity
Source: RefSeq, a predicted model, not a curated record
AAGCUCGCUACACCAAAGCUCGGGGCAACAACCGGAGGUGGUUGGGUGUUCCACACCCACUCUGGGAGCCCAACUUCAAUCAUCUCACAAAUCCCGUUCCCGAAAGAGUUCCGCUACAGCCAUCACAGGCAGCCGGGCGAACGCGCUGUUAAGAGAUCGCUCCGUUAUUUUCCUGCUCUUACCCGAGCUAGCGGCUCCCGUUACCAUGACAGCCUUGUUUUCCCUGCACCUGCGGGAGCUAGCCCCUCCCUUUACCAGGAUAGUCGUUUCCGACAACGUCAGUCCUGACCCGGAAGUACACGUUCUUUUAAGUCUCUUCUGUGGAAUACUUGGCGUUGUUUGGCUGGUCUCGUGGGUGGUUGUGCGUCUGUUCUUGAAAAGCAGCAGCAUGUCCGAUAACGAAGACAACUUUGAUGGAGAUGAUUUUGAUGAUGUGGAGGAAGAUGAAGGGCUGGAUGAUCUGGAAAAUGCAGAGGAAGAGGGUCAGGAAAAUGUAGAAAUCCUGCCAUCUGGAGAGCGGCAGCAGGCAAACCAGAAGCGGAUUACCACACCUUAUAUGACCAAAUAUGAGCGGGCCAGAGUUCUUGGUACCCGUGCCCUCCAGAUAGCCAUGUGUGCUCCAGUUAUGGUAGAACUGGAAGGAGAGAUGGAUCCUUUGCUGAUUGCAAUGAAAGAGCUGAAAGCUCGGAAGAUCCCCAUAAUUAUCCGCAGGUACCUGCCAGAUGGAAGUUAUGAAGACUGGGGUGUCGAUGAAUUAAUUAUCACAGAUUGACCAGCUUCCUUUUCGUAUUGCAACUCCCCUUUCCCACAAUUUUUAAAAUAUUUUUUGUGUAAAUAAAUACUAAAAUCCUUA